Molecule: messenger RNA, 1252 nt
Organism: Rhipicephalus sanguineus (brown dog tick)
Lineage: Eukaryota; Metazoa; Arthropoda; Arachnida; Ixodida; Ixodidae
Gene: Mlc1
Product: myosin light chain 1
Exons: 6
Coding region: 136-618 (160 amino acids)
Cellular component (GO): muscle myosin complex
Molecular function (GO): calcium ion binding
Source: RefSeq, a predicted model, not a curated record
AGACUAGCGCCAGUGGCGCCUCCGCGCGGAAGACCAUAUAAGCAACCCUAAAGUUUGCUCUUCCACAUCACUUCGCGAUCCGGACCCAGGACGAAGAGCAUCUUCUCGUAGGAAGAGAACCCUCGGAAGAACAAAAUGGCGGACCUCAAGCCCAAUGAAGUUGAACAGGCCCGUGAGCACUUCGAGAUCUACGACAUGUGCGCCGAGGGCAAGGUGGACUGCGCCGACCUGGGAUCCCUGCUGAGGUCCCUCGACCUGCGUCCCACCAACGCCACCAUCGAGAAGAACGGAGGCACCCAGAAGAGGGGUGAGAAGAAGAUGACGCUUGAGGAGUUCCUGCCCAUCUACAGCCAGAUCAAGAAGGACAAGGACAUGGGCACACACGCCGACUUCCUUGAGGGUCUCAAGGUCUACGACAAGGCCGAGAACGGCCAGAUGCUCGAGGCUGAGCUGGCACACGUCCUGCUCUCUCUGGGUGAGCGGUUGACCGACGCCGAAGUGGACGAGAUCAUGCAGUGCUGCGCGGGAACAGUAGACGAGGAUGGGUUCAUCAAGUACGAGAACUUCAUCAAGAAUGUUCUGGCUGGACCAUUCCCCGAGGAGCAGAAGGACAAGUAAAAAACAACAACAACAAUCAAAAACGCCAUGGGGGGGGGUAUGAAGAAGUCCACGCAAGGUCGUCUCUGUUUUCCUUUUUCGCUCCACCCGCCUUUCUGCGUCCGCCAUCGGCGUCAACUCUCACCACAUCCACGCACUACCCGACAAAAUGUGGGAGCAGCUAAAACGGUCGCCCCGUCCUAAACAACGGCUACGGGAGACAGCGGGAAGAUGAUUCGCCCGGAAGUGCCACGGUCGUCCAUGAUCUUUGCUCACCUAUAUCCUCUCCUCCGAUUGGCCGGAUUUCACGAACGUCACAGCUCGCUCUGGCGCUCGGUUGGUGCGCACUUAACUCGCAUCAUCGAGUGCCGGAGUCGUCACUGUUGGUCUCCGGGAACGCGAAGUGAUGAUGCUGAUACAAGGUCCACCCCGCCUCAUACGAAGAGAAUGUCGAAUAGAACGGCUGGCGACGAGGAGCGCGAAACGUUUAAAUUGCAAUAAUUGGAACCCAUAUGGAUCUAAGAAAUCGGGCAUGUACAAAUAAAGCUCCCCAGACAUAUAAGAAACGUGCCUUAUAGGAAGCAAUUACGCUGUUCGGACAAUAAAUACAAAAGACGUGGAGUGCGUUCUCUUGUAAUAAACCGCGCCAUUGUCA